Molecule: messenger RNA, 2405 nt
Organism: Pimephales promelas (fathead minnow)
Lineage: Eukaryota; Metazoa; Chordata; Actinopteri; Cypriniformes; Leuciscidae
Product: TBC1 domain family member 24
Source: RefSeq, a predicted model, not a curated record
AUGUGAACUGGUGAGGCCAUGCUAAAGGUUACUUCAAAUGUUGCAUGUGCCCAUUUUGGCUCUACAAAUGUGAAUGUCCAGAAUGUGGAGAGUGGUAGUAAUUCACAGUUUGCAGACCGGACAAAUUCUGGCAGACUACGCUCUCGAUCUCUUUACAGCUCUGACGAAGCAAAACACUCAACGGGAGAGGCUGACGAGGACAGAAGCCACAUUAGACCUCGUUCAAGAUCUUUUUAUGCUUGUGACACAGAUGAUGAGGAACCAGGUCAUUUUAGCAGAAGCAAUGCUAUCAGACCAAGAACAAGAUCACUACACCGUGAGGAAGGGAAAAGAAACACUGGUGGGAUAUGUAUUUCUGCAAAGCCUCCUAUCAAAAGACCUAAAGGACACUCAAGCACAUGGGCCAAAAAGGAUCUUGCAGGAAAUAAAGGAAGUUUAAAGGGUGUACCCAUGAUUACCAUUUCUGAGGUAGAUAACUGGGAGAUAAGCUCUUCUGUCAGGAUGAAAUACGGUCAGUAUGUAGACUGGGAAAAGAUUUAUCCAGAAGCGGCCAUCCGUUAUCGGAAGAUCCUCUCGAGUGACCAUAAUGAGCUCAAAGCAAUGGGCCGUACAGGAUUCUGGUCCAUGCCUCAUACUCUCAGAGCCAAGGCUUAUCAACACAUCAUCCACAACAUCGAGAGCACAUCCACCAACACUGAUGUGGACACAUAUAAUGCCCUAGUCGGGAAGCUCUUUGGGGAAUUUCAAACAAGCACACACCCUUUCCCAAAGUUUAUGGAGGAUGGGGAAAUCCCCAGAUACUGCCUUAAUAAAGCAGGUCUGAAUUCAGUGAAAAAAAUUCUCAUCUGUAUAAAUCACCAUUUUCCUGAUGUCACCUUCUGUCCCAUCCUGUCCGCUCUGGUGUCCCUUCUCUUGCACUUUAGUGAGGAUGAAGCCCAGUGUUUCCACAGUAUGUGUUCCCUGGUGACCUACACAGACUCUAAAAAGCGUUACAUUGACCACACUUUCCUCACUUCACAUGCUUCGUGCAUGACCUUUGGUGACCUUGCCAAUAAAUACUGCAGAGGCAUCCGUAAGCUAAUAGCCAGCUCUCACCAAAACCUCUUCGAGUUCUACUCUGACUGGAUCAUGUGGAUCUUUGCCGAUCUCCCUUUUGCAUACGCUAUCAGAGUUCUGGAUGUCUAUCUAAUGGAGGGCUACAAAGUUUUGUACCGUGUAGCUCUUGCUCUUCUCAGCCUUUACAAAGUCUCUGUGUCCUCACGAGUGGCCCACGUCGAUGACUUCCGACAAGACAUGAAGAGUUUUGUGGAGAACGUGGCACGCCACAGUACGAUUGACGCACUGCUUGAGAGGGCUUUUAAAAUACAGCUGCCCACACGCAACCAACUAACUUAUCUCUUCAAUGCCAACAAGCACGCACUAAUUCAUAAGGACAUCCACAAUAAGAGUUCAUACCAAGCUAUGGAUUUUCGGAACUUCAGCUCCUCUGUAGUGACUGAAACCGAGAUGAGGGUGGUCUGGGCUUGGAUUCCAGAGCGAUUCGCUCUAUUCAGUCCUGUGCAACUAUUCAGUACAAAUGCUCAUGGCAGAAGUCUCUCCUUGUUUUAUUCCAAAGUUGAGGGGCAUGAUCCAACCGUUUUACUCUUGAAAACUGCAGAUGAAGAGAUUUGUGGGGCCUUCUUGUCUUCUGAUUGGGCACACAAGAAUUGCGAUGAAAAGGGUUUUAAGUUCUUUGGCACAGGAGAGUGCUUUGUUUUCACUCUACGACCAGGAAUGGAACGGUACCAGCGUACAGUGCUGCAGAUCUCUGGAAUGUCUGACAAAAGUGAUCAAACUCUCUCCGCUAACUCUCGAAUAAACACUCACGUGUACAGACCCAGUGCAGCCUCCCAGGACCAAAGAUACAAGUCUUCUUCCUUCUGCACAUUGUCAACAUUCAAAUUCAUGGCAGGAGAUGAUGAGACACUUUUUAUUGGUGGCGAUGGUGGCCAUGCGCUCCACCUGCAGGCUGAUCUGACAGCUGGCUAUUCUGAAAGCUGCGAUACAUUUGAGAGUCCACCACUCUGCAGGACAAGCUUCAAGAUCCAGUCUCUAGAAGUCUGUCCUGGGGGAAGAAAGACGUGGCCAAACGCAGAGGACUGUGAUAUCCUGUGCCAAUCAAGCCAUACCAUGUGAGGGCAUGUCAGAGGGGGGUUCUGGGUUUUGUUUGUUACUUUGUACUUGUGGUAUUUGUCGGCCAUUUUGUUUUCCCCUUAUGUGUAAUGUUGACUUAUGUUGAUUUGGCCAAACCACUAUGUUCCCUUGUGUCUCAUUUAGGAAGGUCAGUUUGUUUAGUUCAUAUCUUGUUUUGUUGUAUCCUGUUUUGAGUAUACUUAUAUUUUGUUGACCUCACUUACAGGCCUUGU